AAAAGUAAAAAUAUAUAAGGAUUUUUAGUGCUUCUAUUGAUAGCAAUAUACUGUGUCAAGUUAUGUUGACGUCAGGCAGGUGGCCGGUUGUAAAAUUAAAAACCAAAUCUUUUUGUUAUAUGGAUAAAAUCAUAUUACGCCGACCCCAAAUGAUUGGGAUAAGGGUAGGAAGAUGAUGAUGAUACUGUGUCAAGUUAACCUCUAUGCGGUUCCCCCUGGAAACCAUUGUGGUUAAUUCUGGGGAAAUCGGUCAUUAUAGAACAAAAAUAAUAAUUUUCACCUAUCAUCCCUUACCUGUGUAUAUUGAUAUGAUCCGGGGCAAAGUUACCACAUACACACAUACCACAUUUAAAAAAAAAAGGUUGAGACUUAAAGUCUCAUGUAUAUGUUUUAUCUUAAGUGGUUGCCAACUUCAAAAUAGUGUUUUGUACACUAUUUUUGCACACUGUUUGCAGACAAGAGUUAGUUUGGAAUAAAAUGUCUUAUUCGAUCAUGAGAGUACCUCAUUUCAUAUUACUGUAUACCUCUGUUAAUAAUUGUUAGUAAUGGGGUAAUAUCAGGUCGAUCUCCAUGCAGUUCCCUUUGGAAACCAUCGUAGUUAACUCUUACGGAGUGCGUUAUGAUAAGCUAAUGGACCUGCUUUCAUCCUCAUCUAUCAUAUAGUAAUAUACCUUGUUGGUUCUAAACAGUAAUAUAAUUUUUGUACCUUGUAAAUUUGUACCCUUAGUUAAAUUUAAUUUCUAUUCACUUGAUCAAGAUUUAUACAUAUAUUAAAAUUCUUUCAUAUUUUAUUUCACAUUUCAAUUAUACAUAUAGUAAAUUAUAAAAAAAAAAAUAUCCACAGAAAUAAGUCUGUAUGUAGUUAGUUGUAUCGUUUUUGUCAAUCAUUGAUGUUUGUCAUAGAAGAGAAGUAAUUUACAGUGACGUAACAAUUUAUUACUAAUAAACCCUAUCAAAAUUCCUUGUCGAAUAAAUUAUUACAAAAUGGAGGAUUCUGAGGUGUCAGCGAAUUAUCCUCAUAUUUUAUCAUUUAAUGAAAUCAAAGAAGCCGCUGAUCGUAUAGAGGGUGGCAUAAUACAUACUCCACUUUGUGAAGCAAAACUUACAAAACAUAUGGAUUAUGACAUUUAUUUAAAAUGUGAAAAUUUACAAUAUACUGGAAGUUGUGCGGAGCGCGGAGUACGGAAUGCAUUUUUAGCAUCUAAAGAAGAUGAUUAUGCUCGAGGAGUGAUUGUACCGUCCAACGGCAAUAUGGCGCUGGCUGCUGCUUAUCAUGGAAGAACAUUGGGCAUACCAGUUACGGUAGUAUUACCGGAGAAGACACCACCAGCAAAAAGUCAGCGAUGUACGGAACUCGGGGCACACGUAGUGCUCUACGGAGACAAUAUAGACGAUGCAGUUGCUUAUGCUAAAAAGGUGCAACGGGAUAGUAGGCAGGUGCUAAUAAGUUCCGAUGAUCCGCUGGUGAUGGCAGGGCUCGGCACGGUGGGUCUGGAGAUUAUAACCCAGCUGCCGGAGGCUGACGCCGUGAUCGUCCCAGUUGCCAGCGGUGCACUGCUUGCGGCUGUGCUUGUUGCUUGCAAGAAACUCAAGUGCUCUUGUUUGAUUUAUGGAGUAGAAUGUGCAAAAGUAUCAAAAAUGAUGAAAGCUCUGCAAGCGGGACGCCCGGUGAGAGUGCCAAUAGUACCAAAUCUUGCUGAUGGACUCAAUUCAACGACAGUCGGUACCAACACUUUCGCAACUGUUAAAGGGCGACUCGACAGAAUGUUAGUGGUAGACGAAUUGUAUAUUGCUCGUGCAGUAAUUAAUGUGUUGGAAAGAGAGCGUUUUGUAGCUGAUGGAGCCGGAGUGUGUUCUAUUGCUGCUGUUAUGCAAGGACUUGUGCCAGAAUUGAGAGGCAAACGAGCGGUAUGCGUUAUAACUAGCGGAAAUAUAGAUUCUGGUCGUUUAUCUCGUACAAUACAGCGAGGUCUUGGUGCUAGUGGUCGCCUCCUUAGAUUUACUGUUGCUAUUCCCGAUCAACGUAACAGUUUAGAACAUCUGGCAAAAGCUAUUGCGGAAGAGAACGCCGUGCUGAAGAGUUUGGUUACAGAGCAGAUGUGGGUGCAUAGUGAUAUUGGAACUACUUGGGCUAAUGUGGUAGUUGAAGUGGCCAAUGAAGAACAAGCUAUCAACUUCAAGGAUCGCUUAAGAGAUCUUUAUCCAUCAGCUAGAUUUACCAUCACUGACCUUGAAGAGAAGCAUAAAAUAAAUUUAUGAUGAAAAAUUAUUUGUUGUUACUUUGAGUUUUCAUAAUAAAUGAAAUGAAAACA
Messenger RNA from Galleria mellonella (greater wax moth), 2312 nucleotides. RefSeq names its product L-threonine ammonia-lyase-like. Gene Ontology annotation, molecular function: L-serine ammonia-lyase activity; threonine deaminase activity. The record is from RefSeq and is a predicted model, not a curated record. Bases 985 to 2259 code for a protein of 424 amino acids. Gene Ontology annotation, biological process: L-threonine catabolic process; L-serine catabolic process. The transcript has 10 exons. NCBI's taxonomy places the organism in Eukaryota, Metazoa, Arthropoda, Insecta, Lepidoptera, Pyralidae.